Cucurbita pepo subsp. pepo (vegetable marrow) is the source of this 612-nucleotide messenger RNA. RefSeq lists its product as uncharacterized. NCBI's taxonomy places the organism in Eukaryota, Viridiplantae, Streptophyta, Magnoliopsida, Cucurbitales, Cucurbitaceae. The record is from RefSeq and is a predicted model, not a curated record.
AUGACAGCAAAAAUUGAAGAUAGAACGAAAAUGCUAAUAGCGAUGAAAGGCCAUCCAGGCACAGGCAAAAGCACUCUGGCCCAAACCCUAGCCUCCCUCCUCAAAAUCCCCCUAAUCGACAAAGACGACGUCAAGGACUGCGCCGCCGCUCUCGCCGCCGCGUCAACCGCCGCCCUCGUCAACGAUCUCUCCUACGACGUCGUUUACCGUCUCGCCUCGACGCAGCUCCGCCUCGGCCUCAGCGUCAUCGUCGACACGCCUCUCUCCCGCCGAUCUCACUUUUGCCAUCUUACCGACGUCGCUUCCGCCGCCGGCGUGCGGCUUCUCAUCGUCGAGUGCAAGCCAUCUGAUCCGGCGGAGUGGAGGCGGAGGCUUGAGAGUCGCGGCGCCGACGAUCGGAUGAAUUGGCACAAGCCGUCCACGUGGCGAGAAAUUGAGAUGCUCCUGGAAAGUUACGGCGGAUGUACGGAAUUCGACGUCGGAGACGUUCCGAGGCUGGUGGUUGAUACUACCGCGCCGGUUAAUUUCGAUGAGAUUGUUUCUACUGUGAUCGAUUUCAUUGUAUCUAACGGUGGUUCUUCCACUGCUCCGUCGGCGGCGGCGGAGAGAUGA